Messenger RNA from Pochonia chlamydosporia 170, 873 nucleotides. RefSeq lists its product as hypothetical. Gene Ontology annotation, molecular function: DNA binding. NCBI's taxonomy places the organism in Eukaryota, Fungi, Ascomycota, Sordariomycetes, Hypocreales, Clavicipitaceae. The transcript is spliced from 4 exons. The coding region runs from base 1 to 873 and encodes 290 amino acids. Gene Ontology annotation, cellular component: nucleus. The record is from RefSeq and is a predicted model, not a curated record.
AUGGGCAAGAAGAGGCGCGGACACCCAGACAUUGAGGAGGUUCUGGCUCGUCCUUGGUGCUACUACUGCGAGCGUGAUUUUGAAGACUUAAAGCUUCUCAUUUCCCACCAAAAGGCGAAGCAUUUCAAAUGUGAUCGCUGUGGACGACGGCUCAACACCGCUGGAGGUCUUUCCGUCCAUCUGAACCAAGUUCACAAAGAAACCCUUAGCCAAGUCGAGAAUGCCCUCCCCAACCGCCAGGGCCUCGAGGUCGAAAUCUUUGGCAUGGAGGGUAUCCCCCAGGACGCCUUGGAGCAGCACCGAAACCGAAUCAUUCAGAAUUACUACCAGGAUCAAGAAGAUAGGCGCAUUGCCACGGGUAAUCCUGCGUCAGGGCAGGCGAUGCCCAGGAAGAAGCUCAAGAUAGAGUCUUCCGACGAGCUCUUGAAAAGAUUGGCCGAGUUUAGGGCACAUAAGAAGGCGGGCACAUUGCCUCCUCCGACAGAGGAAGAGCCGGCGCGUGUGGAGGCACAACAGCAAGCUGCAGCGCAACCUGCGUAUGCCGGCCAACAAGCAUAUGCGUAUUCUGCCGAUUCCCUACCCGCGCGACCUCCGAGCAACGCCCCCGGCGCGACUGGCCUGCCUCAACGACCGCCCCCUGCAGGAUAUUGGCAACAAGGCGCUCCUGGCGCACAGGGCGAUGAUAUCGAUCAAUUAAUUCGCAUGGCUGAAGCGGGUGUCAAGCCUGCACCGACCCAGGAAGAGGACGCGGGCGAUAAGAAGGGAAAGAAGGAGAAGAGAGGCAGAAUGGUCUACGACGAUGCGGAGUUCAGUCCGGAGGAGAGGAUGGCUGCCUUGCCUCGGUAUGCGUAUGUUCCGGGAGUCGGCGCCUAG